CUCGCUUAAUGGCGCCUUGGCGCGUCGCAUAGCAAUUCCCUUUCCCGCCGCCUCCCCUUUUUGAGGCGGAGGAAGGAAGGAAGGAAGGAAGGAAGGAAGGAGGGAAGGAAGGGGGAACGGGCAGCGAGGGGCGGCCAGAGAAGAAGCCAGCGCCCUGGCGCGGAGAGCCGACUUCGCCUUGGCAAGGAGGGAGAAGGAAGGCGGGCGGAGGGCGGCGAGGAGGAGGCUGAGGAGGCGGAGGCGGCUCCACCAUGCGACCCAGGCUGAAGGCAUCCUGGAGGAGCUCCGCCGGAGACUGAGGAGAAGCGGCGCCCGGUCCAUGCAAGGAGCGAGGAAGAGGAGGAGGAGAGGAAGAAGGAGACGAGGCGGCCUCGGGAGGGAGGACGAGGAGGAAUAUCCUGCAAUGACUACAGCAAGAUAUCGACCUACCUGGGACUUGGUGCUUGACCCCUUGGUAUCAUGUAAGCUUUGCCUUGGGGAGUAUCCAGUGGAGCAGAUGACAACAAUAGCACAAUGCCAAUGCAUCUUCUGUACUCUGUGCCUGAAACAGUACGUGGAGCUUUUGAUUCAGGAAGGCCUAGAAACAGCAAUUAGUUGUCCAGAUGCUGCCUGCCCAAAGCGAGGUCAUCUACAAGAAAAUGAAAUUGAAUGUAUGGUUGCAUCAGAAAUCAUGCAGAGAUAUAAGAAGCUACAGUUUGAAAGAGAAAUACUUCUGGAUCCUUGUCGGACUUGGUGUCCAUCCUCUUCCUGCCAAGCAGUUUGCCAGCUUCAGGAAUCAGGACCCCAGAAUCCACAGCUGGUGCAAUGCAAAGCUUGUGACAUAGAAUUUUGCUCUGCAUGCAAAUCCAAUUGGCAUCCGGGACAAGGCUGUCAGGAAAAUAUGCCAGUCAACUUCCUUCCAGGAGAAACAAGCUCUGUUUAUAAAAUGGAAGAAGAUGAUGCUCCAAUCAAGCGGUGCCCAAAAUGUAAAGUUUAUAUUGAACGGGAUGAAGGGUGUGCCCAAAUGAUGUGUAAAAACUGUAAACAUGCCUUUUGCUGGUACUGUCUGGAGUCGCUUGAUGAUGACUUCCUCCUUAUACAUUAUGACAAAGGACCUUGCCGAAACAAGCUAGGUCAUUCUAGGGCCUCGGUUAUUUGGCACAGAACACAGGUGGUGGGGAUCUUUGCAGGUUUUGGCCUGUUAUUAUUAGUGGCUUCACCCUUUCUUCUUCUUGCGACGCCCUUCGUUCUUUGCUGCAAGUGCAAGUGUAAUAAAGGAGAUGAUGACCCACUCCCAACUUAAGAUGGAAUCAGGACGGGAUAUAGGAUUUUGCUCUUCAUCACAGUACAUUUCAUGACCUCCCGCUCUCCUUUUGCACAUAACAUUGUCAUAGCCUUACUUGCCCUAAACCUGACUUCAGACAAGACCCAUGGUGCCAUGAAUGCCAGGAAUUACUUUCGCCACCCUUUCUUACCAGGGGUUAAAGGGAAGAAGGUGCCCGGACUUAAAGCAAGCUGAAUGUCUGAAAUGUAUGUCGAUAGCACAAGGCUCCUUCCUUGUUCACUUAAAGGCUACAUCAAUCGGCUUGGAAUCAUCAUUUUAACAGCAUCAAGACAUAAAUUUUCACAUAUAUAUCUACAACAAUUUAAGAUGUCUUACUAAUAAAUAUAUAUGUUUUCAAGAAUGGCAUACCAAUUUAAAAAUUUGCCCAUUAAAGCAUGACUUUAAAUAUCUGUUUAUCAAAAACAGUUUCUGUUCAUAUUUGCUCUAAGAAAAUAUCAGAUGCAUCCUCCCUAUGUUGAACCUGCCUCUCUCACAUACAAAAUCACUGUAAAUUUGGUUAGAUACAAGUAGGACAUCCUAUGCCUUUGACUAUUCCAAAAUGAAAGAUGCCAUUUCUGUUUAAUAACAUUUUGGAAAAUGGUUAAAGUUAUUUGUCUGGAUGGACAUUUUUUUUUGUUUUGUUUUGUGGGGACUUUUUGUUUUUCCAGAGAUUUGAAGUUGAAGUAUGUGAGCCACACCUGACCUGCCUAAAUUAAUGGCUUUAAAAAAAUCCUGGUUUCCCUCUUAUCAGCCUUGUUUAUCUGUUUAUUAACUAUCUGCUACGUUAAUAGGGCUACCUCUAAUCAGGUAUCUUUUUCUGUACAUAUAUAUAUAAUAUACAUAUAUAUAACAGAAUAGAAGUCUUUAAACCAAAUGUACAAAUAGAUGUUAACCUGACUAUUGUGAAGGUUGGAGAUGCAUGACUCAUCUGUUCUUAUGGCUGAGAAGUAAUUAUGGUUGUGAUAAUUUCUGACAUGUACACUGCUCUGUGAAUGAGAAGAAACAGAUAUGGGGAUCUGUUUCCCUCUCUAUUUCCACCAUGAUAAUAAAUAAAUAGCCAUCCCUUGAUAAAGAUACUUAUCAGUGCUCAAAAUAGGAGGACAUAAAUGCACACUCUUCCCUCCUCAGUGCUCUGACUUGUUGAGUUACGUAAGUUUCCAAGAGGAGUGGGAGCAGAUGACUGCAGUAGAUGUGCAUGCAAAUGAAUGGUCUAUCUUCUGUAAUGGCUAAUAUCCUCCAAAUACCAGGACUGGAGGGAGAAAUAGAAAAUGGAGUACCCUUAUGCCUGCUAAUUCCAAGGCUAAUGUCCCAAGUUUCCAAAUUUGUUGAUAACAGCAAACAAUAACUUAGUCCUACAACCUGGCACCCUCCAAAUGUGCUAAGCUACAACUCCCACAAUCCCAAACCAGCAUGUGCAUAUUGGUUGAGGAUAGUGAGGGUUGUAGUCUCACCACAUCUAUCGGUUACCAGGUGGGGAAGGCUGCCAUAAAGUAUGCAAAUUCAAGAGAGGUAAGGAUUUCCCCUGCCCUUAUUUUGCUUCAAUGAAUAAAAAUUGCCUGCAAUGCUAAUGUGUUAAGUCUGCUAACAAUCAAAAGUAUUUAGUCCAUUGUAAAAAGAAUUAUAUUUUAUACUGUAUGGUACUGUGACAACCGGGUUAUUUUAUCUGUUUCUCCAUCUAAUUUUUUCCUAAUCGUUUUGCUGCUUCAUUAUUGUGCUACAUUUCUUCCCCAAGGGAAUAGAAGAAGAAUAUCAGCGUACUAUGAAUAUUGGAUAUUACUCUUUGGUAUAAUUUUGAGAGAGAGCUGAAGCAGCUUUCUAACACAUAUAGAUUUCCAAAUAAGAAACAGUACAUUUCAUGACCUCCCUGGUCAGAAAAUGCAAUGCCACAAGAAUCCUGUUUCUACAAUCUCCCUCUUUACAUUGAGAUGGGCAAAGAAUCCUGAAGAUGUGCUUGGAAUACAAAGCCCAGCAUUCUUCCCAUUGUCUGGGCUUGCUGGGCUUGAUGGUAGUUGCAGUCCAGAAACAACUGGUGGGUCAACAUUUGGCCAGCAAUGCUUCAGAUACCCAUCCAACCCCAGUGAAACAAAAUCAUGUUAGCAAUUCAAAUUGCACUGAGACUUAAGCAUUUAUAUGUGUGGGCACGUAUAUGCACAUAACCUCCUGAGGUGUUUUGUCUUUUCAGUUAUAGCAAAUACUUAAACUUGGUAUCAUAUAGAAAAAAGUGACGUUCGUGUAAUAUCAGUUUGCCAUUGGACUGUAGCCUUGGAAGUGGUAUUCUUCCUAACACGUGCUGAUUCUUUUAUUUAAAGAAACUAAAUGGAAAAAUAUUCUUAUUGUGUGCCAUGCUUUGAAAUUGGUUUUAUAUUCUGCAUAUCAGAUACAUGAUUCUGUAUCUAAAGUUUGGAGCCUUGUCUUGAAUCAGGUAGUUAUUACUUGUUGCCAAUUAUCUGAUGGCUGCAUAUUACAGCAUGACAGCAGAGAAUAAUGUAAUAUGUACUGAAAUUUUAAAUGUGAAGCCUCAGAAAGGGAAUACAAAAUACUUACGUGCUUAUAGUAAUUCCUAUUGUAACGGCGCUCCAUGCAGUCAUGCCGGCCACAUGACCUUGGAGGUGACUAUGGAUAACGCCGGCUCUUCGGCUUAGAAAUGGAGAUGAGCACCAACCCCCAGAGUCAGACAUGAAUGGACUUAACAUCUGGGGAAAACUUUUACCUUUUACAGGAUUCAUAUCAACUCAUCUCUUGGUCUGAGUCAUUUUUUGCACAUAUACUCAACUUGCCCUUGCUGUAGAUCUUUUCUUCCUGACAGGAAAGGAGAAUAUGCUUUCUUUAGUGCAGUGGUCCUCAACCUGUGGGUCCCCAGAUGUUUUGGCCUUCAACUCUCAGAAAUCCUAAGAGCUGGUAAACUGGCUGGAUUUCUGGGAAUUGUAGGCCAAAAACACCUUGGGACCCACAGGUUGAGAACUGCUUUAGCGGGUGCAAAAGUUAAGUGAGACCCUUGGAAGUUUGAUUAAAUUAUUUUGACCACAUCUUUGUUUCUUCUGCUGUAAACAAAUAACUUUUCAUAGAUGUUGUGAGUGACCAUGUUACAGUUCUAGGAAACCCUUAUGCCAGGUUGAUCUUGGGUUCUCCGGAUCCCUAAUUCAUGCUAGCUGGAGCUUCUGGGAUUUAAAGUCUAAAACAUCUGGAGGACCCUUUGAAUAUUAUUCUUUUGUUUUGAAUCCCUUAAAUCCAUGUACUGGACAAAGCUAUCCGACCCGAAAAAAUACCAGAUAUCCCAAUUUUCAAAGAACAUGCAUUUCAUGUAUCCCUUUGCACACAAUGGACAAAACUUCAUGGGUUAACACAAUUAUCUUUCUACUUGGAAGGAGAGCACAGAAUGGGAUAUGGGCCAAAAAGAGAAAUACAAGCACCUUUCAUUUGAGUUUAAACAUUUGGCAGAGGGAAAAUGAAUAGCUUAUUUUUAGAGAUGCCUGCAAAAUUCCCUUCUGCUGAAUUUUUCAAUUGAUUUGAGUUUUUAAACAACUUGAUCUUAUUUUCAGUUCAGCACAAAUGGAUUGCUAAUCCUGCAUUCUUCCAUUUUUAAAAACGAUUCCAGGACACAGUAUAACCCCCACCCUGAUUUGAACACACAAACCAAGUCACAGUUCAUGUAAUGCUGUGAUCCUUUAAAUACCUUUUGGAGACCUUGUUUUCAUCAAUAUGCUCAAUGAUAUGUUUUGUGACCUGCGGCAAAUAAGGGGCCCUCUAGAUGUUGCUGGACUCCAUCUUCCACCAUCCUUUUAGUUAUGUGGUUAUGUGUGAUUUGGAGGUGGCACAAUUUCCACAAUGUUUCGGUUACCUCAGAUUUCCAUCUGUCACUCCUAAAAUCGUGCAGAUCCAAAUUGUAUGAUUGGGAGGUAUAUUUUCACAAUGUUUUGGAGAACACAGAUUUCCAUCAGCGUCACUCCUACAAUCAUGCAGACCCACAUUGUCAUUAAGUGAUCGUGUCUCACUUCAGUUUAAAGUACCAUCUUGGUUCUCUUCUUUUAUUAUGCAACUGAUUCUUUCUUAACACAAUCCAGGAAUGUUACAUAUAGGUAUCUGGCCUACAGUCAAACAUUGCUUGAUCUCUUUCCAUGGCUACAUUUUUAUCAUUUUGUGGAAAAGCUCGGGGGAGUCAUGCAUAUGUACGAUAAAUUACGUAUUUGAUUGGUAUAAAAAUGUUUCUGUAUCUAAAGUGUAACUACAUUUUUGUGCCACUAACACUGUGAUGUAUAAAAGAUUUGUUGAAUGCCUUUGAAUGUUGUUUUGUACUUUGAAUCAUUUUGAAGAGUUUUAUUUGUAAUUUCAAUAGAUAUUUUAAAUGAA
This is a messenger RNA of Anolis carolinensis (green anole), 5650 nucleotides long. It is a transcript of the gene rnf144a, whose product is annotated as ring finger protein 144A. Gene Ontology annotation, biological process: positive regulation of proteasomal ubiquitin-dependent protein catabolic process; protein polyubiquitination; ubiquitin-dependent protein catabolic process. NCBI's taxonomy places the organism in Eukaryota, Metazoa, Chordata, Lepidosauria, Squamata, Anolidae. The record is from RefSeq and is a predicted model, not a curated record. The transcript is spliced from 8 exons. Bases 320 to 1282 code for a protein of 320 amino acids. Gene Ontology annotation, cellular component: ubiquitin ligase complex; cytoplasm; Golgi apparatus. Gene Ontology annotation, molecular function: ubiquitin protein ligase activity; zinc ion binding; ubiquitin conjugating enzyme binding.